AUGUCCUCCCCCUUCCCCGUCCCACAUCUCGCCCACCCCUCCCCCGCUUUUGCCCCCUCUCCCCUGUCCCAGUAUGUCGCCAACGCUCUAGCGGCAUCCUCUCUUGCCCCCGGGGCCACCCCCAACGCGUCCCUCGCACCAAUCGGCAUCUCUCCAAACUUUGGCCUGGGAUUGACCCCUCCCAAUCUAGGAUCUGUACCUGGGUCCGUACCGGCUCUCACUUUCUCAAAUUAUGGAGGGCAAGCGCCGGGAAUCGCAGGAGGACAGGCAGGAGAGGUGCUGGGAGACAGAGCGCAGAUGUUGCAUGGUCUGGCGAGCGCGGAGGGGCUCUUGGAUAGGAUGGAAGAGCUCUUGAAGGAGAUUGAGAAGGUCGAAAGAGGCGUGUUUGCUGAAGGAGAAGGCGUCGGCAAUUUGGAAAGUCUACAUAUCGAGUAUACCCAGCUUUUAGUAGCUCUGCUCGGAUCAUCUCAGUCUCAUCUCUUCGGGUCCCUCCCUAUUCUGCCCAAGUCACUGGAGAAGGAGAAUGAGGCUCAAGCGCCGACAGUACAGGAGUUGACGCAAUGGGCCGAGGAACGGGCGGCUCUCGAAUUCUCGAGGAAGGACGCUAUGCGGGCCGGGGGAAAGGCAGUGCUAGACGUGCUCAAGGCUGGUAGUCUGGCAAACAGAUAG
Molecule: messenger RNA, 669 nt
Organism: Cryptococcus amylolentus CBS 6039
Lineage: Eukaryota; Fungi; Basidiomycota; Tremellomycetes; Tremellales; Cryptococcaceae
Exons: 2
Coding region: 1-669 (222 amino acids)
Source: RefSeq, a predicted model, not a curated record